Molecule: messenger RNA, 777 nt
Organism: Mollisia scopiformis
Lineage: Eukaryota; Fungi; Ascomycota; Leotiomycetes; Helotiales; Mollisiaceae
Exons: 3
Coding region: 1-777 (258 amino acids)
Biological process (GO): respiratory electron transport chain
Source: RefSeq, a predicted model, not a curated record
AUGCGCCGCACGCUCACGCGCCUCGCGGCCCUCAAGCCAGGCCGCUACCUCGAACCCGGCACCCCCACCGGCCUCACCGGCCUCCUCACCCACAACUCGCCCCGAUCAGCCCUGCUGUACCUGUACUCAUCUACCCUCGAGAAACUAGAGUCCUUCCCAGAGACGUCGCUGUAUCGCCAAUCGACCGGCGCGCUGACGACACACCGCCUGAGUAUCGUGGAGGGCGUCGUGCCGGAGGGGUAUAAAGCGUGGGCGGAGAAGGCGAAGAGGGUGAUGAGCGAGCAUCCUGAGGUGUUUAAUACGCCCGUUGGGGGUGUGGAUCAUGUUGGGGAUGAGGGGGAGGGGAAAUUGACGAGGGUUGUGGUGGAUGGGAGGGUGUUUGUUACGAGGAAGCAGGAGAGGGUUGUGGAUGAGGUUGCGGAUGAGUGGGAUGGGGAGGAGGAUAAGGGGCCUGAGUUGGAGGGGCCGAGGACGAGGGAGGAGAGGAAGAGUUUGGUUUUGUUGGCGAAGGAGAGGCCGGGGGUUGAUAGCAAGACGGUGGAGUUGGAUCCGGAGCCCAAGUUGACGGUUGAGCAAAUUGAGGAGAUUGAGAAUAAGAUCGGUGCUGGGCUCAUUGAGGAAGUCAUUCAAGUCGCAGAGGGAGAAUUGAAGCUUGUAGAUGUCAUGCUGAAGGCAAAAGUAUGGGAAGACUUAGAAGAGAAGCCGGUCGAAGGCCAAUGGACAUAUUUCAUGCGCGAUACCGCAACGCCUACGACGCAACAACCACCACAAAAGUAA